AUGGCGGCUGAGCAACAGCGAGUCGGUUGUCCUGGCGACGAGUCUGUUAGUGGUCUCCUACUCAAAGACGUUCCUCUGACCACCGGUUCUGGUACCAUACUUUGUGACGUCUCAACUCCCUUUCAUCACCCUUUUGUGCCCGCCUCGAUGCGUCGAGCUGUAUUUCAAGCUCUGCAUGGACUCUCCCACCCUGGGAUCCGAUCCUCUCAAAAGCUCCUCGCGGAAAGGUUUGUCUGGCCUGGCAUGAACAAGGACGUCAAAGCUUGGACCCGGUCGUGUCUGAACUGCCAGCUUAACAAGGUGCAGUGUCACAACAAACCACCACCAGGCGCUUUCCCCAGUCCCGACGCACGGUUUAGCCAUGUGCAACUGGAUGUCGUAGGCCCUUUGCCUCCAUCCAGUGGUUUCACCCACCUCCUUACCUGUGUCGAGCAAUAUACCCGCUGGGUUGAAGCGACUCCUUCGCUGAAUGGGCAGGCUGAAACCAUCGUGAAGGCCUUCGUUAGUCGUUUAGUCGUCAUGUUCGGUGCUCCAUCCACGGUUACGACUGAUCGUGGUGCCCAGUUUGAGUUGGCACUCUUCCAAACGCUACUCAAUUUCCUUGGCUGCACACGCAUUCGGACGACAGCCUACCACCCAUCUGCCAACGGCAUGGUUGAGCGUUUUCAUCGCCAGCUAAAGACUGCCCUUCGUGCCGUAAAGACUGCCCUUCGUGCCGUAGAAGACACAGGAAACUGGUCGGACAACCUUCUUCUUGCACUCCUCGGCAUCCACGCAGAUCUGAAGUCGGAUAUGGGCUGCAGCGCAGCUGAAUUGGUUUUCGGCAUUACCCUCCGGCUACCAUGCAAGAUGAUCACCCCAACAUCUCGUGGGGCCGACGAGACUCCUGACAACCUUGUGCACCGUUUGCGGCAAUUUAUGCGCUCGCUUUCCUCGGUUCCACCUCGAACACCAAUGACUGAGUCUUAUGUCGAAAAAGACUUGGACAGCUGUACUCAUGUGUUCGUUCAGUGUGACCAUGUGCGUCAGCCGCCGGAAUCACCAUAG
Messenger RNA from Spirometra erinaceieuropaei, 1047 nucleotides. The record is from the annotation of a GenBank genome assembly. NCBI's taxonomy places the organism in Eukaryota, Metazoa, Platyhelminthes, Cestoda, Diphyllobothriidea, Diphyllobothriidae.